Molecule: messenger RNA, 1704 nt
Organism: Mytilinidion resinicola
Lineage: Eukaryota; Fungi; Ascomycota; Dothideomycetes; Mytilinidiales; Mytilinidiaceae
Product: FAD/NAD(P)-binding domain-containing protein
Exons: 1
Coding region: 138-1349 (403 amino acids)
Molecular function (GO): FAD binding
Source: RefSeq, a predicted model, not a curated record
CAUUAACAAACCAUAUUCAUUAGAAGCUCAAUACUAUUGCAUACCAAUCCCUCGAGCAACUUUUCUUUCCAAAGACCUUCCUUAGCCGUAUCAAUCGACUUUCUCUCUUGUCCGCAUUUCCUCUCACCAUCAAUACCAUGUCCCCCAAACUCCCCAUCAUCAUCCUCGGCGGCGGUAUUGUAGGCCUCACCCUCGCCCAAGCCCUCAGAAAAGCGUUAAUCCCCUUUCAAAUCUACGAGCGCGACCCCUCCCUUGCCACCUCCGACGGUGGCUGGGGUAUAACUGUGCACUGGGCUCUUGCAGCCCUCGAAUCUUGCCUGCCACCCGAUCUCUUCGCCCGCCUCAAAGACAUCCAAGUGGAUCCACAGCAAGGGAUUAAAGAUACGGGUCGCUUCCUAUUCCUAGAUCUAGCCACUGCAGAGCCUCGCUACGUCAUCCCGCCGAGCAAGCGCAUGCGGAUUAGCCGCAAGAAACUAAGGGCGCUGUUGACGGAGGGGCUGGAGGAGGAGAUUCAUUGGGGCAAGAAAUUCACUUCAUUUGAAACUAUGGAGGAUGAGGUCGUGGUGAAGUUUGAAGACGGGACGGAAGUGAGGGGCUCUCUGCUUGUGGGUGCGGACGGAAGUGGUAGUCGUACCCGGCGGGCGCUGUUGGGGGCAGAGGAAGCAAAAUUGUAUCAGCUACCUGUGCGGUUCAUGGGCGUCACGGUGCGGAUGACGCCCGAGGAGGUGAGGCCGCUGAGGGACAUCGAUCCGCUGCUCUUCCAAGGGUGCCAUCCAGACACGGGCGCUUACCUGUGGUUUGCCAUGCUGUCUACGCCUGAGGUUAACGGGUCGAGUGGCGGAGGGGAGUAUUACGAGGGACAGCUUAACUUGUCGUGGCUCGUGAAAUCGGCAGAGGAUGAAGUGCCGGUGACGGCGAGAGCGCGGGUGGCGAAGAUGAAACAGAUGGCGCAGCCAUUUGAAAAGAGAUUGAAAAAGGUAGUAGAUGGCAUUCCGGACGACUCUGAAGUCUUGGAGAUCAAGCUGCAGGACUGGCCGACGAAGAAGUGGGAUAACAGGUCCGGUACUGUCACUUUGGUAGGCGAUGCCGCGCAUGCUAUGACUAUGUACCGAGGGGAGGCGUUCAAUCAUGGCAUUACGGAUGCUGCAAGGCUCAGCGAGAGACUGGCAGAGGCUGAUCUCAAUGGAGGUUCAUUUGAGGAUGCAGUCAAUACAUACGAGGAGGAACUGAGAGAGAGAACAAACCCGGCAGUGCUUUGGAGUCGGCAGGCGUGUCUGGAUGCUCAUGAUUUGAACAAUCUGAAGCCAGAUAGCCCGUUAGUGAGCCGGAGAACUAUCUUGAAAAAGUAAGGGUACGGGGUUGAGUUUACAGGCAGGAUCUCUCGAACAAAGAUGGGGCAGUUUACGAAUCUAGAAUUUCCUACGGCUCAAUUUCUGCUUCGCUUCAACGGUCAAGAUGAUUGCAGGGUCGGAGUGGGCGUCUUGCAAAGCUCUCGUGGGUCGCGCUCAAUCUGUUGCGAGGAAACGUGAUGCGUAUUUGGAUGGCUUACUCGACGAUUUAUGAGCGUAAGAGGAUGUCUGGACUAGCUUCUGGUUCACGCCCUGGAAUCCUUUACUUGGUGUUUGCAAAAGGUUAGCGCGGCCAUACAACGUUAGACCGGUGUGCACACUGCAGCAAAUCGAAGUUCAAAAUAUCAGAUAUCCC